This is a messenger RNA of Malassezia restricta, 651 nucleotides long. The record is from the annotation of a RefSeq genome assembly. NCBI's taxonomy places the organism in Eukaryota, Fungi, Basidiomycota, Malasseziomycetes, Malasseziales, Malasseziaceae.
AUGCAUACUUUUCUUAUUGAUUUUCUUACUCUUGGUGCUAUCCUAUCUGCACUACUAGUAGUUACAUCUAAAAAUCCUGUUAUGUCAGUUCUAUUCCUUAUUUCACUAUUUCUACAUGUUUCAGGAUAUCUUGUUCUACUAGGUCUUGGAUUUAUGGGUAUUUCAUAUCUAAUUCUUUAUAUUGGAGCUAUUGCUAUCCUAUUCCUAUUUGUUGUUAUGAUGCUAAAUCUACAACUUGCUGAACUAAAUGCUAUGGCUUCUGAGUAUACUCAAAAUCUUCCUCUAGGUUCUAUUUUUGUAUUUCUUCUAUUCGUAGAACUAUUUUCUAUGUUCCCAUUUAGUUCUAAUAAUGAAUACAAAAAUCUUAACCCAUUCAAAAUUUUCCCAGAUAUGCAAAUUGGUAUUAUGAAUACUCUUAAUAGUAUUCUACAUAAUUUUGGAUAUCCUACUCUAUCUAACUCAUAUGAUGUAUAUCAAACAUUUACUUACAGUCCAGAUUCGAACUUUGCUACUCUAAUUGAUGUACAAUCAAUUGGAUUUACACUAUAUACAUUUGGAUCUAUUUGGCUAUUUGUAGCUAGUCUAAUUCUACUGCUUGCUAUGAUUGGUCCUAUUGUACUUACUAUGAAAGUACGAACUCUGGAAAACUAA